UGGUCGUCACAUAUUGUGCUUUUACUUUUACGUGAUUCGCGAAAGCUUACCACAGAUAUAUUAUAUAAUUUUAUUAAAAUCGUCAGGAUUAAAUUUCGUGAGUAAUUUAAGAAUAUCAUUAAAGGGAAAACUAAAAGUAAAAAGAUACCAGAUAAUCAACAUGUCUGAAACCAGACAAUAUCGUCCUAUGAAGUAUCCAUAUACCCUUUUUGGAAAGAUUGCUCAAUUUCCAUUCAAAUAUUAUAUGCAGCACAGUUGGUUGUUUAAAUAUACAGUAUUCGCUGUAGGAAUAUCGUUGCCGAUAUUUUAUAAAAUACAAAAGUUAUCAUAUUCCCCUGAAAAUGUUCAGAAAUGGGAUAAAAUCCAUAGAGAAAUGUUUGAAGGCACUGGUCAUCAUUAAAGUGGAAAUACAAUCAUUAGAAAACUGUGUUAAAAAAUGAAUGUACGAGAAAAAAAAACCUCUAUAAUCUCUAUAUAUAAUUAGAAAAUAUAAAAAUCUUUUACCCUCUCUCUACAUAUGCAGAUAGUUUGCAGGAGAGGUAGAGAAGACCGCUUUAAAAAGUUCAUUCGAGAUUUAUGUAUUACCAAAAUAAUCGUAUAAAAUAUACAUGAUUAAAAAGAA
Formica exsecta is the source of this 622-nucleotide messenger RNA. RefSeq lists its product as uncharacterized. The coding region runs from base 161 to 400 and encodes 79 amino acids. The record is from RefSeq and is a predicted model, not a curated record. The transcript is spliced from 3 exons. Lineage: Eukaryota; Metazoa; Arthropoda; Insecta; Hymenoptera; Formicidae.